Messenger RNA from Cygnus olor (mute swan), 1433 nucleotides. RefSeq names its product dynactin subunit 2 (gene DCTN2). Gene Ontology annotation, cellular component: centrosome; dynactin complex; cytoplasm. Lineage: Eukaryota; Metazoa; Chordata; Aves; Anseriformes; Anatidae. The annotation marks the transcript as partial. Gene Ontology annotation, biological process: mitotic spindle organization. The transcript has 12 exons. The record is from RefSeq and is a predicted model, not a curated record.
CCCCCAAAGGCUGCCGGGGCUGCAGAGAGACGGCAGCCCUGCUGCGAGACCCUCGAGUCCUCCUUUGUCCUUAGCGCUGCGUCCUGUGCGCAGGAGGAGCUCACCAGCACCAGCGUGGAGCACCUCAUCAUCAACCCCAACGCCGCCUUCGAGAAGUUCAAGGACAAGCGCCUGGGCACCGAGGGAGUGGAUUUCUCUGACCGCAUCAGCAAGAUGAGGACGACAGGCUACGAGGCUGGAGAGUACGAAAUGCUCGGUGAGGGCGUUGGUGCCAAAGAGACCCCUCAGCAGCGGUACCAGCGGCUGCAGCACGAGGUGCAGGAGCUGGUCCGGGAGGUGGAGCAGAUCCAGAGCGCGGUGAAGGAGUCGGCGGCCGAGGAGGAGCUGACGCCCAUGGCCUUGGCCAGGCAGGUGGAGGGCCUGAAACAGCAGCUGGUCUCCAGCCACCUGGAGAAGCUGCUGGGCCCUGCCGCAGCCAUCGACUUCGCAGACCCCGAAGGCGCGCUGGCCAAGCGCCUGUUGCAGCAGCUGGAGGUGGCGAAGUGCAAGAAGGCAGCGGCAGGGAAGAGCCCCGCCAAGGCGCCAGCCCCCGCCGGGGACACGCUCACCUUCGAGCUGUACUGGAGGCCAGAGCAGGACCAGUUCUCCCAGGCUGCCAAGAUUGCGGAGCUGGAGAAGCGGCUGGCACAGCUGGAGGCGACGGUGCGGUACGAGCCUGACAGCCAGAACCCACUGUUGGUCGGGCUGAAGGGGACCAGCCUCGUGGAGACCGUGCAGAUCCUCCAAGCCAAAGUGAACAUCCUGGACGUGGCUGUGCUGGACCAAGUGGAGGCCCGGCUGCAGAGCGUCCUGGCGAAGGUGAAUGAAAUUGCCAAGCACAAGGCCGUUGUGCAAGACGCUGACACCCAGAGCAAGAUCCACCAGGUCUAUGAGAUGAUGCAGCGCUGGGACCCCGUGGCCAGCAGCCUGCCCGAUGUAGUGCAGCGACUGCUGACCCUCAGGGACCUGCACGAGCAAGCCACACAGUUUGGGCAGGUCCUUGCGCACCUGGACACCACGCAGCAGGAGAUAGCUGGUGCUCUCAAGGACAACACCGUGCUACUGGCAGAGGUCCAGAAGACGAUGAAGGAAAACCUGGCCAUUGUAGAGGACAACUUUGCUGACAUAGAAGCCCGCAUCAAGCGGCUGCAAAAGUGAGAGCACCCUGGAGCACUUCCCUGAGCAUCUGCAUUCCCCCCCCCCGACAUUGUGAUCCCCUGGGAAUCACUCCCUCUGCCUGCAAGUAGCGGUCCCUGUUUGUGUAUACCUGGCCGUGCUCCCCUGCGCAGAACGGGGCUGUGGAGGGGCCCUUCCCAGCCCCCCAUUAGCACCCAGGGGUGGGUCACCGCCCCCUGUACCUGGAUUUACCCCAAUAAAUGUCCUGGUUCAAAGCG